This is a messenger RNA of Arxiozyma heterogenica, 1068 nucleotides long. RefSeq names its product malate dehydrogenase MDH3 (gene MDH3). The transcript has a single exon. The coding region runs from base 1 to 1068 and encodes 355 amino acids. The record is from RefSeq and is a predicted model, not a curated record. Gene Ontology annotation, molecular function: L-malate dehydrogenase (NAD+) activity. Gene Ontology annotation, cellular component: mitochondrion; cytoplasm. Gene Ontology annotation, biological process: tricarboxylic acid cycle; malate metabolic process. Lineage: Eukaryota; Fungi; Ascomycota; Saccharomycetes; Saccharomycetales; Saccharomycetaceae.
AUGGUUAAGGUUUGCGUUUUAGGUGCAUUUGGAGGCAUUGGACAACCUUUGUCUCUGUUAUUAAAGAUAAACCCUUUUAUUAACGAAUUAUCUUUAUAUGAUAUAGCAGAUUGUCAUGGAAUAGGCACUGAUCUAUCACAUAUCAAUACAAAGAGUAUCACCAGGGGAUUUGAUAAAAAUGGGAUAAGGGAGGCAUUGAAAGGUAGUGAUAUAGUAGUAAUACCUGCAGGCAUGGCAAGAAAGGAAGGCAUGACCAGAGAUGAUCUAUUCAAAGUGAAUGCCGGCAUUAUGAAGACUCUGUGUUUACAUAUCGGACAAGUGUGUUCGAACAAUGUGAAAGUAUUGAUUAUAUCUAAUCCAGUCAAUUGUUUGGUUCCUGUGGCCAUUGAGACGUUCAAAAAACUGGGUAAGUUGCGGUUAGAAAAUGUUAUUGGUAUCACGAUGCUAGAUGUGAUUAGAGCAGAGACAUUUUUAAGGCAGCAUCUAUGUGAAUUGGGUGAUAGGGAAAACGAUCCAUUGGAACAUGAAAUUAUCAGUGUUGUCGGAGGCCAUUCAGGGACGACUAUUAUUCCUCUUAUAAUGGAUAAGAGAAUUAUCAAAUUCUUAGGGGUGGAAAGAUAUCAUGAUUUGAUUAGAAGAAUUCAGUUUGGUGGGGACGAAGUCAUAAAAGCCAAGAAAAGCAGCGGAUCUGCAACUUUAUCUAUGGCAUAUGCAGCAGAUGAAUUUAUUAGUAGUAUGAUAUCUAGCAUGGUGGUAGUGGUAAAGGAUGCUGAGAGGAUAGAGUACCGUAGAAGACAAAAAUAUAGAUACCUUCCUGGCUAUGUUUAUCUUCCAAGUGUGAAAGGCGGGCUUGCUUUGAAACGUCGGCUAAGACAGGUUGCUCAUUUGGACGUUGAUUAUUUUGCAGUACCAUUAAAAUUCAAGAAUGGGUCGAUUAGUCAUAUAGAUUUGAAUGUGUUAAAUAAUCUAUCACAAGAGGAGAUUGAAUUGUUAAGAAUUGCUAUAGGACCGUUACAAGCUAAUAUCAAAAAGGGAGAAAAGUUUGUUAGAAAUACUGCGAAGAUGUGA